AUGACACUGUUUGAGAAGCACAUCAUCUCUGUCCCAUACAAGAAAGAGGAACUCAAAUUUGACAAACAUAAUGAUUCUAGCAAAGAUGGAAAGCUCAGCUACACAAAUUUCAAAUAUGUUGUCUGGAACGCAGCAUUCAUCAAGUUGUUGGAGUCCAUCAUCCUGUACUCCAAAACAGGCUUUGCACAUAGAUGCUUUGAUGCUGUCACACGGUGGUUAUACCUACUAAUUCUACUUCUAUCAGCAGAUUAUGAAGAACACGUAGCAUAUCCUACUCAAACCAUUGUGGAUAAUGCACUCUGGGAAGUUGAGAACUCUAAUCCUCAUGAGACACUUUUGUUUGAUCCCUUACAUGUCAAUGAUCUUGGUAACUGGGGCACCCACUUGUUCGAGGAGCUCAAGAUACAUGGGAAGGCUCUUGGUCGUGAAGCUGAGGCAAAGAUUGAUGAACAGUUCACCGCAUUCCCACGAUGGCAUAAUCUGAACCAUUUCAAGUCUGUCAUGAAGAUAUUAUUUAGUGAUGGCAACAAACUUAGGGAUAUCACUAAGCAAAUGCUGUAUGCAGCACAAAACAUAUUGAUGCACAAUGAAGAUACCAUUGGCUAUGUGCCGUUGCAGUCACUCAAUGUGCACACCAAAACCACACUUGCUGCUGGAGAAGUGGAGCUCCUGGUGUUUGAAAUGUGCCUACAUGCAUAUAUUGACAUCCAGGUACAUGCUCUGAAACAUGCUUUCCCUGACAUUCGUACAAAAGAAGCAGCACACAACUUCAGUACUCGACCAAAUGAGAAGCAACACGGUGAAGAACAAUCAACUCAGCUCCAGUGUGAUGAGUCUGCUAUGCUUGCAGGCACAAGCACGUUCAAUUCAAGGGGAAGCAAGGAAAACAAAUCCACAGUUGUGCAGCAGCUCUGCAAGCUAGGGAAAGGUCAGGAAAUGAUGCUGCAAGUUGGUGCUGCGAACCCAGGUGAUAUUGCCAAUCAGGUCCUCAAGCUUGAUCAUAUCAGUGUAGUUUCUGAAUUGAUCCGCAGUUGUAUUUCCAAACUUGAUGAAGAUCGGCACAAAUACACAAUGUUACAGGGAGAACUCAAAGACAAUGAUAUGCUAGAUGAUCAGCUGUUUUCAGGCCAUCUCCAUAUCAGCACUCCUCAAAUUCCUGUCACUCUCACUGCAGUGGAGGAAGGCAAUGCAUCAAACCAUGCAUUUCAGGAUUUCCGAAAGAAGUUCACAAAGUUCCUCAAUAAUUUUGUCAUUUCAAACAACAUUCCUUUGGCCAAUGAUGGUAUAACAUGGUUGUGGCCCACAGUUAACAAUAAAGUCAUUUAA
Suillus bovinus is the source of this 1326-nucleotide messenger RNA. RefSeq lists its product as uncharacterized. NCBI's taxonomy places the organism in Eukaryota, Fungi, Basidiomycota, Agaricomycetes, Boletales, Suillaceae. The coding region runs from base 1 to 1326 and encodes 441 amino acids. The transcript is spliced from 14 exons. The record is from RefSeq and is a predicted model, not a curated record.